AUGACUGUCACUUCGCCAUUCCAGACAGUUCACACAGGGCCAAUGAUCAAUGUGCAGUUAUUCUCAACUUACUUUGGCACUUACUUUCCUGAGCCCGAAGCUACUUCUUCAACGCACAUGUGGCCCUCAAUUAUAUCGAAUAUCAUGAGCCAGCCUCAAAAAAGCGUACUACUCCAAUAUACAUGUGCGUCAUUGUCGCGUGUUUAUUUGGGCAAGGUUAAAUCGGAUAAAGUAUUGUUUUACGACGGUCUCAGGCGGUUUAACUAUGCAAUCCGGCUAUUCUCUAAACACCUUAACCAAAAUUCCUACGCGGAGGAAUUUGUUCACGCUGCUGUUAUUUUCCAGGAGAUUCAGACUUACUUUUGCCCAGAAUCUAUCAUCGAAUUGUUCGCCCAUAUCGAGGGACUUAACGCAAUUCUAAGAUACCAAGCUCCCAAAGCUUUCAAUAAUACAGCAAUUACUUCUGCUUAUCUGCAACACGCUAAACAGAGGACGCUCUUCUGGCUCUUUCAGCAAUUAACAGAAGAUGAAAUCAAAUUUAUCCAAGAGCCCUACGAUGGUACACCGCUAUCUGGUGUACUUUGGGGGUUUUCCGAAACUGCACGUAUCGGAAAUGUGCUUGAUAAAGUUAAUAAAUCCAACCGCGAACUCUGCCAGUCUUUGUUCAAUGAUUGCCAAGCGCUUGAGGAAUUUUUCAAGCAGCUUUAUCCCGAGAUCGAGACUACCGGCGGCAAUAUCCCAACCUACGCUCCAGAUGAGCUAAGAACCGAGCUACCAGCUACUGAUAAUAUAUUCGGCCCUGCUUAUCGGUUUUGGUCCUUGGAUGAAGCCCGGUUACAUACCUGGCUCUGGGGAUCAAUAUCGCUGUUCUAUCCCGUUUUUGGUCGAUGUAUACAAUUUCUGAAUACCCAUCACCCUGAUCUUCUCCCCGCCUCCAUUGACCUAACUGAGUGGGGAAGCUAUGGGCUUCAGAUGGCUGCAUUCUACGCCUAUGAAUCUGCGAGGGCUAUGCCGUACUGUGCAAAACCAUGCAUGGGAACUGAGGGCACAUACUAUGCACCACAUGGUCUGUUCAAUAUAUCGAAAUUAUGCUCACACACCAGAAACUGGGAAGGCUUGGUCUGGUGUGACAAAUCACUUAGAAUCAUCGAGCGUUCAGGCAAUGAUACUGCAGGUCGACUGCGUGAGUAUCUGUGGAAUUACUGGUUCGAAGUGGAUGAACAGGCCCCCUUUGAUAAGAGUGGAAUUCAUAGAGGUCACGGAUUGGCCAAAGUGGAUGCCGUUGAAUAUAUUAUGUCGUAA
Molecule: messenger RNA, 1302 nt
Organism: Penicillium angulare
Lineage: Eukaryota; Fungi; Ascomycota; Eurotiomycetes; Eurotiales; Aspergillaceae
Exons: 3
Coding region: 1-1302 (433 amino acids)
Source: RefSeq, a predicted model, not a curated record